CUGCUAACUGUCAUCGCGUACCAUUUUCGCGCGCAUUUCGAUGUUGAUAAUUGCGUUUGCCAAGCCAUUCGUUGCGUGUAUUUCUGCGUGCUGUUCUCGUUGGUACCGAGUAAAGUUUUGUUCAAAAAUUAAAAAUAUCUUUGUUGCGAGCACUGACAAACACUCUUAAUCACAAACAUGGCAGAAGACGAUCAACGCCUUGCUACUAUUCAGAAUGAGUAUCUCAACUUCCUUGACGAUGAGGAAGACCAGGGCACAUAUACGGCGCAUGUGCGAAAAAUGAUCAACGACAAAAGCAAGCGCUUGGUAGUAAACAUCAACGAUAUCCGUCGUAAGAAUCCGGCUCGUGCGCUAGCGUUGCUGAACAGCGCCUUCGACGAGCAACUGGCUUUUUCGCGCGCAUUGAAGGACUACGUGUCCUCCAUUGAUCUGAGCUACGCCAAGACGCAGGAAGAUUUUCAUGUGGCUUUUGAGGGAAGUUUUGGCAAUAAGCACGUAACGCCUCGUUCGUUAACUUCGCGCUAUCUGGGUAAUCUGGUAUGCGUCGAGGGUAUCGUAACGAAGGUAUCGCUUAUUCGACCCAAAGUGGUCAAGAGUGUGCAUUACUGUCCAGCCACCAAAAAGGUGAUGGAACGCCGUUACACCGAUUUGACGUCGUUUGAAGCCGUACCAACUAGCGCAGUCUAUCCGACGAAGGACGACGAUGGCAACCUGCUGGAGACGGAGUUUGGCCUGUCGGUGUACAAAGACCAUCAGACGCUUAGCAUUCAGGAGAUGCCUGAAAAAGCCCCCGCCGGCCAGCUGCCUCGCUCGGUAGAUGUGGUGUGCGACGAUGAUCUGGUCGAUCGCUGCAAACCGGGUGAUCGCGUUCAGGUAGUGGGUAACUAUCGUUGUCUGCCGGGAAAGCAGGGUGGAUACACAACGGGCACGUUCCGUACGAUUCUGAUCGCGAACAAUGUUUCGCAGCUGAACAAAGAAAGCACACUGAGCGUAACCCGUGAGGAAAUCAACAUGUGCAAAAAACUGGCGAAAAAUAAUGAUAUCUUUGAUCUACUUUCAAAGAGCCUGGCCCCAUCAAUACAUGGGCACGAGUUCGUUAAGAAGGCGAUCCUGUGUCUUCUGCUGGGAGGCAUUGAGAAGAAUCUGGCCAACGGAACCCGUCUGCGUGGUGACGUGAAUGUUUUGUUAAUUGGAGAUCCAAGUGUUGCCAAGUCUCAGCUCUUGCGCUAUGUGCUUAAUACCGCUCCACGUGCGAUCACGACGACUGGUCGGGGAUCGAGUGGCGUCGGUUUAACGGCGGCCGUUACGACCGAUCAGGAAACGGGAGAGCGUCGGCUUGAGGCGGGUGCCAUGGUUUUGGCCGAUCGUGGUGUAGUCUGCAUUGAUGAAUUUGAUAAAAUGAGUGACAUUGAUCGUACGGCAAUUCACGAGGUAAUGGAGCAAGGACGUGUGACCAUUUCUAAAGCGGGCAUACAUGCGUCACUAAACGCUAGAUGUUCCGUUCUCGCUGCUGCUAAUCCGGUCUAUGGACGGUAUGAUCAGUACAAGACACCGAUGGAAAACAUUGGACUACAGGAUUCGCUUCUCUCUCGAUUUGAUCUAUUGUUUGUUAUGUUGGACGUUAUCGACAGUGAUCAUGAUCGCAUGAUAUCGGAUCAUGUGGUGCGCAUGCAUCGCUAUCGUAACCCGAAGGAACAGGAUGGUGAUGUGCUUCCGAUGGGCGUAAGUGCCGUUGAUAUGUUAUCAACCAUCAAUCCGGAAUCGGCAGAGGACAAAGAAACUCCCAUGUAUGAAAAGUAUGAUCCACUGCUGCAUGGCUCGUCACGCAAACGUAGCGAUCAGAUAUUGUCGAUGGAAUUCAUGCGUAAAUACAUUCACAUCGCCAAAUGUCUUAAGCCGAAGCUGACUGAAACAGCGUGCGAGAUGAUCUCGAACGAGUACUCACGUUUACGGUCGCAGGAUUUGAUGGAUUCGGAUGUUGCCCGCACACAACCAGUAACGGCGCGUACUCUUGAAACGCUGAUUCGUCUAUCCACAGCCCACGCUAAGGCGCGCAUGUCACGCUCGGUUGCCGAACAGGAUGCUCAGGCAGCGAUCGAGUUAAUACAGUUCGCAUACUUUAAGAAAGUGCUGGAAAAGGAAAAGAAAAAGCGUCGUCGUGCGGAAGACGAUGAAUCGCUAGAUGAGGCAGAAGAGGAUGAAGAAGAAAUUCAGGAGGAACCAAGAUCACAGCAAAGUACGCGUCGUUCUAAGCGAACGCGCACGGAGCAACAUUCUGCCGAUGGUGAUGAUUCUGAUCACGAGGAUCUACUCACUUCUCCGCCGGAUCGAGGGGAUUUGACUCGACGAGCUACUAUCGGGGCGAGCGAAGGUUCAGCGGCGAUGGAUACGGAGGGAGGAGAGUCUGCUGAAGGUGAUGGUGUGGUCGCGAUCAGCGAGGGACGCUUAAAAUUGUUCCGCCAAGGUGUGUUUAUGGCGUUCAAACAUUUCCACGACCAGUCGGCACCGCUUGCAAGACUGACCAAGCACAUCAACGAGAAUAGUGGCGAUGAGGCAUUUACACCGGGUGAAAUUAAAGCUGCCGUGAAUCAGAUGACGGAAAGCAACAGCAUAAUGGUGCACGACGAUAUGGUGUUUUUAAUUUAAGGCGAUCAUUUUUUUUUAUCCAUUUCACAAUAUUUCUUCUCAUUACUGAUCUGUCAGCUGGGUACUAUUUUAAGUUGAGCAUGCUUUUUGAUUACUGAAUAAACAUGAAUGGAGUGUAAAUA
Molecule: messenger RNA, 2768 nt
Organism: Anopheles funestus (African malaria mosquito)
Lineage: Eukaryota; Metazoa; Arthropoda; Insecta; Diptera; Culicidae
Gene: Mcm3
Product: DNA replication licensing factor Mcm3
Exons: 3
Coding region: 178-2646 (822 amino acids)
Biological process (GO): DNA replication; mitotic DNA replication initiation; DNA strand elongation involved in DNA replication
Cellular component (GO): nucleus; MCM complex
Molecular function (GO): single-stranded DNA binding; ATP binding; ATP hydrolysis activity
Source: RefSeq, a predicted model, not a curated record